This is a messenger RNA of Myodes glareolus (Bank vole), 1303 nucleotides long. NCBI's taxonomy places the organism in Eukaryota, Metazoa, Chordata, Mammalia, Rodentia, Cricetidae. The record is from RefSeq and is a predicted model, not a curated record.
ACUCCACAUCAUUCAAUAUUUUGAUGGAUAUGUUAUUUACUAAAGGCAAAUAUGAAAGUGAUGCUGAACUGAUUAGAAUUUUGGGAACUGCCCAUAGGUUCCUUUAACCCUGCUGGCCACUGUUCACUCGGCAGGUGCCCUGGAAGUAUUGAUUGAAAUGAAAAAUCAAGAUGUGAAGUUCAGCAGAGACACCUACAUCCUUGCGUUUGCAGUUUGCUACAAACUGAAUAGCCCGGAGUCUUUUAAAAUUUGUACAACUUUAAGAGAAGAAGCCUUACUUAAGGGAGAUGUCAUCUCCAGGAGAGCAUCCUGUUUUGCAGUGGCAUUAGCUCUGAACCAGAACCAGGUGGAAAAAGCCAUGUCCAUUUUUUCUCAAAUCAUGAAUCCAGAGAGUAUAACCUGUGCUAACUUAAAUAUUUUAAUCCAUGUCCGGUCAAAUAUGUUGGAAAACCUGAUAAAGAUCUUACAGGACACUGUUGACAGAAGUGUAUCGAUGUUUGUGAAAAGACACGCGUUCUCAGAGGAAGUGCUGGCCAAGGUGAGGGACAAACUGAAGGACAACCCCACACUCGCGGCCAGAUUUGAUGAGGUCUAUGGGAAGCUGCACGUUAACGGCCUAGUCACCAUUUACACACUGGAUGCUCUGCUCUGUCAUGUUCCCCGGGACAAGAAAUCCAACACAUUGUUGUUAAAGAAGAGGACAGUCAGCCGACGGACCUUACAACCUCUCAGCCAGUCCCUGCUGACUGAAUAACUGUGUUUUCAGCCUCCCAGGUCUGGAGGAGCUGCCGUGGAUGAAUCAUUGACUUCUCCAGGGUGCCAGGCAUCUCACUUCAGUGCACUGUGCUAGCACCUGGUCUCCCUACGUCCAAGUCCCCUGGGUGGUGACUUGCCAAUCAAAGAGAUGUGAAGAGCUAGCUCAAGCAAGGGAAGCACCGUUGCCACAGAAAGGCAGCUUCCCCUAUGUCAGCCACACCAGAGUAAGGGCCACAGCCACAAAUGCAGCUCAACACCAGAGCGACACUCAGAAAGUACCUGCAGAAGGAAUUUCCCAUGGUCUCGUCAACCUUGAGUGACCUUUCACAGGAGAGAUGCCUUGCAAGCGAUGUCCUCGCUGAAUUCGAGAGAUCUGAAACCCUCUACCAUGUGGGGAAACGGGCAAGGCCUUCUCUCAUUUCUGCCAUCAUUUUCCCAUCUACAGAGUAAUAUUGCCCGUGUGUGCUUGGAUGAUCUGACAUUUUCAUUCAGGGUUCGGUAGAGUUAAUCUUUCUCCCAAACAAGAAAUAAAAGGAACCUGCGCAGA